Molecule: messenger RNA, 684 nt
Organism: Nerophis lumbriciformis (worm pipefish)
Lineage: Eukaryota; Metazoa; Chordata; Actinopteri; Syngnathiformes; Syngnathidae
Source: RefSeq, a predicted model, not a curated record
AUGGAUCUUGGGAUCAAAAAACGACUGCUGCUCCUUGGAAUUUUCGGAUGGUGCUUUGGACAUGUUUUCAGUUACGGAGAAGAGAGCAGCGAGUUCACUUUCCUUCUGCAAGCUGGGAAAUCCGAUUGUUUCUUCCAACGAGCAAUACAAAAUGGUACGAUGGAGGUCGAAUUUCAGGUGAUAGGAGGAGCUGGCAUGGACGUGGAUUUCACCAUCCUCAAUCCGGAGGGCAUCCCCAUGGUCGCUGAGACCCGUCGCUCUGAUGGUGUUCACGUGGUGGAGCCCACAGUGGAGGGAGAUUAUCAAGUGUGCUUUGACAACAGCUUUAGCCACUUCUCGGAGAAGAUGGUGUUCUUCGAGCUUUACGUCGAAGGACAAGGAGGAGAUGUGGGUGGUGAUGAAGACUGGGGCGGAUUAGAAGAGGUGGAUGAAAACAUGUUGCAGUAUAAGCUACAGGAUAUGAGGGAGUAUAUGGACUCUGUACACAAACGUCUUGAGCGCAGUCGGCAGAUGCAAACAGCCUUACGAGCUUAUGAGGCGCGGGACCGAAACCUUCUGGAAGACAACCUUUGGAGGGUCUCGUUUUGGUCAUGUGCUAGUGUACUAGUGAUGCUGUGCGUGGCAUUAACCCAGGUCUACACCGUGCGGAAACUGUUUGACGAUAAGCGGAGAGUGUGUACAUAG